CGCCACGACCCACACCAGACCUCUUCUUCCUCUCCACCAACACCAUGGCCACCAACGGUGCCGCUACUAACAGCUCCUCCUCCUCCGCCUCCUCUAACAGUGGCCAACCCACAGCGGAGCAGCAGUUGCAGCAGGCAGGACAGGGCAUGAAUUCCAUCGUACAGGUUUUCCCGCCCAUUGUGGAACUGAACGUGGGAGGCGUGUUCUACACCACGGCCCUGACCACACUACAGCGGGAACCUGACAGCUUACUCGGCCAGAUGUUCAGUGGGAAGUCCAAGACGCCGGUUCUGCGGGACUCCAAAGGCAAGUUUUUCGUAGAUCGCGACGGUGUGCUCUUCAGGUACAUCCUCGAUUUCUUACGGAACCAGAAGCUCGUGUUACCCGAGAACUUUAGUGAGCGCGAGAGACUUAAGAAGGAGGCAGAUUUCUUUCAACUGCAGGAAAUGAUAGAUUCUCUUACGCUGCCCAAGUCCCUUAGUCCUGUAGAUCCCGCUUACUCAGUCCGGACCUCCGUUGGUACCAUUACGGUCAGCUACCGCGGGACUUUCGCUUUUGGGCGCGACGGACUCGCUGACGUCAAAUUUCGAAAGCUGAGUCGUAUCCUCGUGUGCGGUCGAGUGACGCUAUGUCGUGAAGUCUUCGGUGAAACACUGAAUGAAUCGCGAGACCCCGAUCGCGGUGCCAUAGAUCGCUACACCGCACGCUUCUUUUUGAAGCACACUUUUCUGGAACAGGCUUUCGACAUGCUGGUCCUGGCCGGCUACAAGUGUUGUGGUUCCUGCGGCAACAGCACCGCAGGCGGCAUCAUGGUGGAUAAGAAGCCGGGUAUGGACAAUGAGGAAGACCGUUGGAAUCACUACAACGAAUUCGUGUGGGUGAGAGAAUAAUGUGCGGCGGGGGUCAGUGAGGCGGUCGCUGCAGUGAUGAGGCCGCUCUUAACAGUCAGCAAAUCUUUAUUCUGACGGCCCCCAACGUAGUCAAACUCCAGGAAGUGGUCGUGGGGAGACCUAACCCACGACUCCGCUACCCACCAGCCUUGUCACGGUACUCAAAGUGUGUCGUCACGUCACCCAGUGUUGACAGCCUUGAGGACCGUCCGAGGACUCACCCUGUUGCGUCUCGAAGGAAGAAAAGUUUCAUGAUCGAUUGUCUCUCAGGUGGAACUACAAAAUUUUGAAGAAAAAAAUAGAACGAAGGAUAAAUAAACUCUUCUAAGAAGAGCAUCACUCUCCUGUGCCACCAAGACUCUUUAAAUUGCUGUUGUGUUGAGUGUAUCAGUGUGAUUACUUGUCAUCACCAUCAGUCGAAUCGCAACCAAGAAAGUUCAAGAUUUGUGCGUUAAAAGUCGGCCUCAUUCCUUCACGAUUUGCUUGUUUACAUUGAUAAUACGUGUGUUGAGCUUGUAGCUGAGUACUAGUGAGAGAAUACGUGCUUAAAGUAUAUUAUUACAAAAUAAUAACUUUACUUUAUUCUUCAAAUAUUUAAAGUGAUGGUGCAUAUUAGUGGUACAAUCCAGUUAAUUAUUGUAGGAAUAUCCAUGUUAUUGAGCUUUCAGAUUGUAAUAGGAAUAUACAGUGCAAAAGAAAAUUUUAGCAAAUAUAUAGGAAGCGAACAAUAUUCUCUCGGUGUUAAAGUACAAUGGUUGGUGCCACAUUUGUAUUAGCAAUGUUGCGUUAUAUGUUUGUCAAUUUGCAUAAUGCUGAAAAAAUGCUAAUUUUCAAUUGACGGUUAAAAAAAAACAUUAUUAGCCCUCCAAUCACAGCCUUUAAGUAAUCCUCACAGAAGAAAGUAAUGUGUUUUCCAGGCAUAUAACAGUUUCAUCUUGUCAAAUCAUUUCUCAGAAAUAUAUCAAUCAAAAGAUAGCUGUCCAGAGGCACAUGUGUUUGCCUAUGUAAUACUCAUUGAUACAUAUGUGUAUGUGUGUGUGUGUGUGCUGUUCUCCUCCACAAGUUCCACUCAGGGAGCACCGGAUCCUCUUGUGUUCCCGAAUAUCCGAUCCAGAACUCGCCUUCGAGACUUCCGCUAUCGGAGAUCUCGUUAAUAUCCCUUCGGGAAUUUAGUGUGCGAGAAACCAAUCCCACGGCAUAAUCCGCGGAUAAUCCUCAAAUGAAGGACGUGUUCCUCUCUCUGAUUAUUUAAAUUGAAUAAUUUGUAAAUUGAAAGAGAAACAAAUUUACCCUGUAAAUUGUCUGGUGAAUGUAUUGGUGUUAUUGAACCUCCGUUACUUGUGCCAUAACACACUUGUGAAAUCACAGAAGUUACAUAUCCAGAUCUUUUUGCCCCAUCGACGAAAUUUCGAAGAUAUAAAAUGUGACAGGCAAAAAUAGAGCAACACAAUGUCUGAGUCAAUCAUGUUUCCGGAUGCUUUACUUACAGCUUUGUUCAUCCAUCAGCAACGUGAAGAGGUGAAGGGAUAGUGUCCAGAGCAGGUGAGAAAACACACCCGCUUCUGCCUCCCUUAAAAUGAUUCAGGAACUUUCCAGCUUUAAAUUUGGACACACAUUGCGCAGUGCUCGUAUUUGUGGUCCAUCUAUGCCUCUGUAAGUAAACAUCAGAAAGUGGUUAUCAUUGAAAUUCAAAGAAAGCUGUGAUUUAUUACACCAAAAUAUAUAUUGGUUAUCAUUUAUAAUUUUAAAAAUUAAUAUUUAUGUAUAUAUAUUAUUUUUAUGAUCGUGACAACUCACUUCUUUUUUUCGUUCAUAUAAAAUUUAAUGUUAUUGGUCAGAAUAUUCCUGCUUAACUCCACAGAUGGGCUUUCCAUGACUUUCUAUAUGUAGAUAAUCCCUUUUCUUGCACUUUUGCCCUUGUUGAAUCUGUGGAAGCAAAGGGGCUUAUCUGAAUCCAGCGGACCAUAAGGAUUAAUAGCUUGUAAGUUGUGCCCGUUAGGGUAGCUGUAUGAUACACUCAUUCAGGUGUCAAUUAGCAUCCGUUCGGGUAUCAAUUGGCACCGUGCGGGUAUCAAAUGACUCCCGUUUAGGCAUCAAAUGUCACCCGUUCAGAUGUCAGUUGACACUUGUUCGGGUAGCUAUAGGCGCCGUAGAUGAGCAUUUCUCUCCCUGUGUUAUUGAGCGCUUUUGGUACCUUAUGUAAGAGAAGUCACAGUGUGUGAGUCGCCCUGUCACCUCUCACCUCCUGGUCCCAGGGUGGGAAACAGUUCUUGCUCCCACACAUCUGCCGCGGGGUUGUUCUAGGUCAGUACCUUCCUAUGUACCCUCAAAAAUGUUUUCCAAAUGUUCUUUAGUCUGUGAACUGUUCUUCCAAUGUUCCUUAAUCUGAGAACUGUUCUUCCAGUGUUCUUUUUUUGUAUUGGAGGAUGUUGUCUCUUAUUUUACGAGGGCGAACCAUAACUUAUAGUUCUUGUGAUCAGUCAACUUAACUUCCAACUAAUGGUAUUGCUAAUGGUGAUAUCAAUAAUUUGAUAAUGCUUCCUUCCCGCCAAACACACAUCGAAACAACGACGUUGGUACAACGUUCGAACAAGUUUUAACACCUCCUAACCAGUUAUAACAACCAAUAUAGCAAGUUGUAACAACGUUCUAACACGUUAAGCCAAGAUGUAACAACUUUAUUACAAGUUGUAACAAGCGGAAAAUAGAGACAGUUUCGGUUUGUGUUCUCAGGGUUGUUGCUCAAUUCUAACAAAAAAAUAAUAUAAUACCAACAGCAAUCGAAUAGAAAUGAGCUCUCAUUGGCACACAAAGCCUUCGAAUAAUACCACCUGAAAAUUUUCUAAAGGCUGAAUGGAAAUGGUUAUUGAAAAGCGUCCAAUAGGUUUGCAGCGUCGGCCUAAGGCAGCCAGCUGGCAACACCAGCCAUAAGGGAGGAUACCGACAGGCACGUGAAGCCUCUUUAAUGCUCCUGGAGGCUGCAUCUUCCCCCCCCCCCCCCCUCCCAUCUGUGGACGGAAUCCUUUCUUCAUUAAAGAAACCUCGCGUAUAUUAGAGAUUCUUUAAUGAUGUUAUUUUGGAGUUUUUUGUUUAUAUCUCCGCGGCAGAUGGUGUGAGGCCCGCACCGUGUGUGGGUCUCUCCUCUGAUGGCAUUGUCGCCUUCAAGAUUAGAUUAGUACAGAUGUUCAUUUAUAUUUUUUUAAUCUAAGUUGGCAUUGAUACGAGUAAUAUUCACAUUGUUCUCACGUUCAUUAUGUAUAUAAUUAUUAACUUGUGAACGGCAGGCAGUGCCAGAUUCAAUUAUUCUCUCACUGAAUGAUAUACUGAUUAGAGAUUAAACCGAUUCUUUUGGGAAACGAUCAGAAUGUUACAGUAGUUCUUUAUUCACAAACUGUGGCUUCUCUAAUGAAAGUAAAUAUAUAUAAAUAUAUACAUACAAUACUUUUAAUCCUAA
This is a messenger RNA of Procambarus clarkii (red swamp crayfish), 4344 nucleotides long. NCBI's taxonomy places the organism in Eukaryota, Metazoa, Arthropoda, Malacostraca, Decapoda, Cambaridae. The record is from RefSeq and is a predicted model, not a curated record.